AUGUCGAAGAAGGAGGAUAAGCCCGCGGUGGUCCCGGAAGUGGACGACGACGAACCUGAUGAAUGGGACAAGCGGAUCUUCAGCACCGGUUGCGCAGUCGAGCAGGAUAAAAUGAACGACUGCUAUUUUACGAAGAAGGACUGGAGACUGUGCAAGGACGAGAUGGAAGCAUUUCGCGAGUGCUGGAAGCGCAAGGGCAAUGACCAGCGGACUCAAACCAAGGACGCUUAG
Messenger RNA from Aspergillus lentulus, 231 nucleotides. The record is from RefSeq and is a predicted model, not a curated record. Lineage: Eukaryota; Fungi; Ascomycota; Eurotiomycetes; Eurotiales; Aspergillaceae.